UGCCAGUUCAUCGAGUGCCGUGCGUGGCUGUGCGUAUGGCGAUUGCAUAAGGGGUGCCACUGCUAUGGAAAGGAGUUACGUGAUUGCGAAUAAAAGUAUAUUUCGGUGCCAGUGAGAUAGAUUUCAGAAAACGAUAGAUUUCAGAAAACGAAAAAGGAAAAAUAGACAGUAAAUAAUGACGAAUAAAUCCUAAUGAAAAAAACAAACAGGAAAAAAAUAAAUAAAUAAAUACACCAAUUAAGGAAUAAACGGUAAAUAGGUGAUAACGAAAAAAUCCCCAACGAAAGAAUAAACAGAUAAAUUGAUGAACCGGUGAAUGGAAAGCAGAACCAUGGAGAAAACGAGAAUUAGCGAACAACACGAUGAAGAACUGGAAAACGAAGGAGAGAAACAGAUGGAAAUCAACAAGAAUUCUGUCAUUGUCGUUUCUCUUGAACAUUCGCGUCUCGACAGAAAGAUGCUGAAGCGGAAGGUGGACAUGAAAGGCUUCAGAGAGGAGGUGGAGAGGCUGAGGCGAAGCAGAUUAAUCGUGAUCUUAAUCGUCUAUUUCUCUCUCGUCUUGGACAACAUGUUACUGACAGUGGUGGUGCCCAUCAUCCCCGACUACCUGUACCGCCAGGAGAUGCAGACCCCCUCCCUCCUCACAGCAGAAGGCCCUGCUACGCCCAUCCCUCCUCCGUCCGCCCCUCCACUCACCACGCCCACGAUGAGGAGCGACGGGCGACCACAUUCAGGGGUACGAGAGACCCUUCAGAACCCAUCUCCUGAAGGGGGAAGAACGAGAAAGGAUCGCGAAGGACUUCCUAUGCUUGCCUCUGAUCCCGAGUUCGUUGGGGGCGUGUCCGGGGUGCUUCCCUUCGCCCUCCUGCAGGAGAGAAGAGCUGAGGCCGAGGUCAGGAGAAGAGGCUUUCGUCGGAUCGCGAGAGGCCAUGCUCUGUCAUCGAGAGGAGGAUUCCUGGCCAAGCAGACACAAGGAGCGAUACUCGAACCGGAAUUAAAGGAUAGGUACAUGCCAGCUACCAUUCACAACCGUCGCGGCUCAACAACCAAGUCCUCCAACCACGAUUCUGGUAACCACAACCACACGCGACCUUCCCCGUCGUCUCCCGAUGACCAGGAACCCCUCAAGGAAGUCUUACCUGGCGACUCCCUCGAGGCAAGACCUUCAAGAACCUCCCAAGCACGACCCUCGGGGAAAGCGCAGGCCCCACGAGACCCCCCAGCCACAGGACCGAAGGCGGACAACACGACGGACGCCGAAGAAACCAACACCAACGACACCCAAGCCUUAGCCAGCAUCGCAGCCACGCCGCAUGAUAUCAUCAACGAAAACGAACGCGUCGGUCUCCUGUUCUCAUCGAAGGCCUUCGUGCAGCUGCUGGUGAACCCGCUCGUGGGGCCUCUCACGGCGCGCGUCGGCUACUCGCUGCCGCUGGUCGCCGGGACGCACGUGCUCAUCCUCUCGGCGCUCAUGUUCGCCUAUGCUGAGAGCUUCUCCAUUAUGUUCCUGGCGCGGAGUCUGCAGGGUAUCGCCUCCUCGUGCAUCGCUAUAGCAGGCCUGGGCAUCGUGGCCGAGUGCUACCCCGACGACGGCGAGCGCGGGCGUGUGCAGGGCCUGGUGAUGGGCGGCAUCGCGCUGGGCGUCCUGGCAGGCUACCCCGCGGGCGGCCUCCUCUAUGACUUCACGAACUCUAAGACUCCGCCCUUUCUCCUCGUGGGCGGGCUCGCCGUGGUGCUGGCAGUUGUCCAGUUGGCAGUACUCAACCCUAGGCCUGUACCUGAGCGUCUCGUGGCAGCGACGCCCAUGAAGCAGCUCUUGCGUGACCCGUAUAUAGUGGUGACCGCGGGCGCCAUUAUGGUCGCCACCUCCGCCAUGGCUGUGCUGGAACCGUGUCUGCCCAUCUGGCUGACGGACACGCUUCACCCCAAGACCUGGCAGCUGGGCACCGCGUUCAUCCCCGACAGCGUGGGCUACCUGCUGGGGACGAGCUGCACGGCAGGGCCAGCCUUCCGCGUCGGCAGGUGGAGAGCCGCCAUGGCCGCUCUCAUGCUCGUGGCCGUCGCCGCCGCCAUGGUCCCCGAGGCACGCUCCAUGCUCGCGCUCUCCGGCCCGCACUUGCUCCUGGGCCUGGGCGUGGGCACGGUGGACGCCACGCUCAUGCCCCUCCUGGCGUCCCUCGUCGACAGCAGGCACGCGGCAGACUACGGCGCCGUCUAUGCCAUCGCUGAGGCGGCCGUGGCGCUGGCCUACGGGCUGGGCCCUCUGGUGGGCGGGGCGAUCGUGAAGAGCAUCGGCUUCCCUUGGCUCAUGCGCUCAGUCGCCAUCGUGAACCUGUGCUACUGCCCGCUGCUGCUGCUCCUCGCCUCCUUCGAACACGACCCGGGCGAGGCACAGGCGAUCCUGAUGGCGGCGCCCGACCCGGCCGACUACCGAGGCCACGCGACCUGCCCCGUCCAGCCACACGAGUCCUCGCUCAGGUACCAGAAGCUCUUCGACGAGGAGGAGGACUAG
Messenger RNA from Penaeus indicus, 2512 nucleotides. RefSeq names its product synaptic vesicular amine transporter-like. Gene Ontology annotation, molecular function: serotonin:sodium:chloride symporter activity. The transcript has 11 exons. Gene Ontology annotation, biological process: aminergic neurotransmitter loading into synaptic vesicle; transmembrane transport. Gene Ontology annotation, cellular component: synaptic vesicle membrane; terminal bouton. Bases 317 to 2512 code for a protein of 731 amino acids. Lineage: Eukaryota; Metazoa; Arthropoda; Malacostraca; Decapoda; Penaeidae. The record is from RefSeq and is a predicted model, not a curated record.